UAACUACGAGAGACAAAACUGCCAACACUUGUAUUUGAAGUAAUUGACCCUGAAGUCUAGAAAAAAAACAAAGAUGGUCAAAGAACAUAAAAGGAAAGGAAAAACACUGGCCCUCAGCAGACAACGAGACAACAACAGCUGGAUGACUCCAUCAAUUAUCGAGUCUGUUCAGGAGUGCGAACCAAAGAAAAGGAAAAGAGUUCAAGAUAAGACCCCCAGAAAAAGGAUCAGGGUCUCAGUGACGACGGGAGCCUCCACAACCUGCCAGGACCACAUCAAGAAGAAAAUGACAGAAAAAGUCCAGGGAUGUUCAACACCAACCAAGAAGAAGAAGGGAACCAAAGAGACUUCCUCCUCAAUGGACAUCAGCUCAGGAUCCAGCAACAUCAGUCCAGUACUUAACAUUACAGGAAAUAUAAAAAAGAGGAAUCUGAAAAGGACCGCGGAUGACUUUGAGGAACCACCAGUGAAGAAGAAGACAAAAAAAGAACAAGUGAUUUCCCAAAGAGCCAAAUUCCAGAAAGAAUAUACUGAGCUGCAUUUACUGGGAGAAGGAGGCUUUGGAUCUGUGUUUGCCGGAUAUCGACAGGAGGAUAAAUUGCCUGUGGCUAUCAAACACAUCCCAAAAGAAAAUGUGUUUCUCAAACAUAAGGAUGAGAACGGCAGGAAGAUCGCGUUGGAGGUGGCCAUCAUGUUGAAGCUGAAGAAUCUAUGUACCAGUUCAUCAGGGCAGUUGGCCAUGGUGUCCCUCCUGGACUGGUAUGAGCUGGAGGAAGAGUUGCUUUUAGUGAUGGAGAGGCCCAUGCCUUCAGAAGACCUUUUUGUCUAUCUUGAUGAGCAUGAAGGUUGUUUAAAUGAGGAGGAGGCCAAGAUCAUCUUAAAACAGCUGGUGGAAGCAACGAUUCAGCUUCAGAAUGCAAACAUCUUCCAUAGAGAUAUUAAAGUGGAAAAUGUCCUGAUUAAGAGCAGCUCAGAAGGCCCACAAGCCUAUCUCAUAGACUUCGGUCUAAGCUGCUUUGACCGCGGAAGGAAAUUUGCACUUCUCCGUGGUACCCGUGAUCACGUCCCACCAGAGUUUUACAGACUCAAGAAAUAUACUGCUGGACCCACAACGGUGUGGCAGCUGGGAGUGCUCCUGUUUGAAAUUCUCCACAACAAGAUGUUCAAAACCAUCAGUUUCCUCACAAACAAGCUGAAGAUCAACAAGAAGCUUUCCAAGAACUGCCAGGAUCUUAUGACCAAGUGCCUGAAGGAACAGCCAAAGGAGCGCCCCACGCUGGAAGAACUGCUCAGUCACCCUUGGUUUUCAUAAACAUACGUACACAGACAUUGGAGUUAUAACUUUUUAGUAUUUAGUCUAGUCUAAUUUAGGAUGAGAAUUGGAUUAAGGGUUAAAUGACAUGUUAGUAUGUUGGGUUUUCUUCUAGAGCUU
Molecule: messenger RNA, 1432 nt
Organism: Gambusia affinis (western mosquitofish)
Lineage: Eukaryota; Metazoa; Chordata; Actinopteri; Cyprinodontiformes; Poeciliidae
Product: serine/threonine-protein kinase pim-1-like
Exons: 9
Coding region: 74-1312 (412 amino acids)
Biological process (GO): regulation of mitotic cell cycle; protein autophosphorylation; negative regulation of apoptotic process
Cellular component (GO): cytoplasm
Molecular function (GO): protein serine/threonine kinase activity; ATP binding
Source: RefSeq, a predicted model, not a curated record